AUGGGGCUGCCGGGACACCGCGCCCGCCGCUCCCGCAAAGUCACCGGGGCCGGCGCAAACCUGCCGCCAGGAGGGAUUUCCCAGCGCCGGGGCCGGGCACGGAGCCGGCCGCUCCUCCAGCUGCCUCCCUGCGCUUGUAAAUCAAGCGGAGGCGGAAAGAGGGGCCGGGGGGAGGGGGCGGAACGCUUCUCCCCGGCCAGCGGCGUUUGCCUAAGCGUCGCGGCGGGCGGCAGGGGAGCGCGGCUGGGCGCCCCGCCGCCGCCGCCCGGGAUGCCGCCGGGCCCCGGGGAGCCCCGCCGGGCCCCGCAGCGCCGGGCGGUGCCUCCGGGAGCGGCGGGGCGGCCCCGGGGCCACUCCGGCCGCAGCGAGAGCUUUUGUCGGGGAAAGCCGCGCCUGCAGCUGCGCAGCGCCCCGCGGCACACGGCGAGCUCGCCCCCGCGGCGCGGCGCGCCUCCGAGCAGCCCUUCCCCGGGAAAGCCGGGCUUCCCCCGAUCCCUGCCCGGCCGCCUCGCACUGGUCCGCCGCCGGCAGCGUCCGACCUGCUGUGGCAGCGAACCUCCCGCCGAGGGGCCCCUCCGCCACUCCUGCCCGGGGCGGUGA
Messenger RNA from Serinus canaria (Common canary), 600 nucleotides. Its product is annotated as salivary acidic proline-rich phosphoprotein 1/2-like. NCBI's taxonomy places the organism in Eukaryota, Metazoa, Chordata, Aves, Passeriformes, Fringillidae. The record is from RefSeq and is a predicted model, not a curated record. The transcript has 2 exons. The coding region runs from base 1 to 600 and encodes 199 amino acids.